CGUUUUUUUUUUUUGUGCCUUUUUCGUCAUUGUUUCCUCCUUCCCUAUAAUAUUCUUGCCUCUGACUCUUUCAUUCUGAUAAUUCCUUCCGUUGUUCAUAUUCUCCAUUUCCUCUGCUUAUUUCUUUCCUUUCAGCUUCUCCUUUGGAGAUCUGAUCUCAAGUAAAUUAGAAUUCUCAAGAAAUCAAACAGAUCGAGAGAUUACAAAAGAAAAAAAGGAUGGUGGAGGAGCAUAGAUGCCAACAGCCGGAAGGCCACCGUCUUUGCGUUAAUAACUGCGGCUUUUUCGGUAGUCCGGCGACGAUGAAUCUUUGCUCUAAAUGUUACAGAGAUUUCCGUCUUAAGGAACAACAAGGAGCUUCUUCGAUCAAAUCAUCUCUUUCUUCAUCUCAUUCGUCUUCGUCAACUGUCGUUGAAUCUGUUUCUCAGGUUCCUCUAUUGAAUCUCCAUGAAGUCAACAGAGAAUCAACGGUUCCGGCUGUCGAGAUUGCUAUGGCGUCUGAGCAGCGGCCGCAGCAACAACCGAGUCGGUGCAUGUUUUGCGGGAAGAGGGUCGGUUUGACCGGGUUUAAGUGUAGGUGCGGGAUUACGUUUUGCGGGUCCCACAGGUACCCAGAGAAUCACGGAUGUUCGUUCGAUUUCAAGAAGGUUGGGAGAGAGGAGAUCGCACGCGCUAAUCCGGUGGUCAAAGCAGAGAAGCUCCAGAAGAUUUGAGAAGAAGAUGCCAAGCCAUUUGAUCCUUUCAGCUUUGAUGAGAAAAACUGGAAAUUGUCACAUCAUGACACGUGUUUCACGGUGGUCCCACCAUCGAAUUAGAAAAGCCAUUGGGCUGGAUAAAAAUAUUUUCUUCUCAUAAAAUAAGUCUUUUUUUAAAAUAUUUUAAUUUACGUAUCUCUUAGUCUUUCUUUUUUCCUCUUUGCUAUGUAAAAAAAGUUACUAUUUUUUUUUUUACUUUUACUCUUUUUUAUCUUGGGGUGGAAAAUAAAAAGAAAAAAAAAAGUCAAUUCCGUGUAGAUUCUUGGUUCUUCUUAUUCGAAGCUAUUUUAAAAUUAUUGGUAUGUAACUGUGCUGGCAGCUUGAAAGCUAUUUCUCCUUGAAUGUUGUCUUUAUUUGAUUGGCCCUUUCCUUCAAAAAAAAAAUU
Durio zibethinus is the source of this 1140-nucleotide messenger RNA. NCBI's taxonomy places the organism in Eukaryota, Viridiplantae, Streptophyta, Magnoliopsida, Malvales, Malvaceae. The record is from RefSeq and is a predicted model, not a curated record.